GGAGAGGGGACAGGGAGGCUGGAGGACUGCAGAGCCAUCUGAGGGAGAAUGGGUCUUUGCUCGGCGAUCUGGGGGAGCCUCCCAGCAACAGCGCGCGUGGCGGGGUUCCUCUGCCGAGCCCCGAAGACCUCAGCCAGGGUGUGGACACUCAGACGCUAAUCGAGCAGACAGGGCAAGAUCAGUGCGCCUCACAGCCUGACUGUACUCCAGCCCCGGGUCCCUGCGAGACCAAAGCGACAGAGUCAGGGUUGCCAAAUGGGAUCUCGAGGUCGGAGAAGGAGGGUCCUAAGCAGGGAAAAACCACUUCCGCGGACUGGCUCCCUCCUCCUUCCCAGGAUUCUGCAGGAGCUGGAGCCCUGGGCUCGUGCACGCUCAUCGAGGGGCUGCUCUUCCCCGUGGAGUACUACGUCCGGACCACCCGGCGCAUGGCCUCCUCGCAGAGCAGGGUGGACCUGGAGGCCGUGAUCGAGAGCCAGUUGAGCUGGGGCAGGAGGAGGAGGAGGAGGAGGAGCAGCAGCAGUGUCCGCGGGGCGAGGAAGGAGGCUAGCCCAGGGCAGGACAGCCAGGGCUCUUCCCCUGCCCCGCCGUCUGGACCGCACACAGGCACGGGUCCGACCAGCUCUGGCCACUUGGCGUCAGAGCCCGGGGGUAGCCAGGGGGCGCUGUCCUCGCCUGCAACCCCGGGGGGUGUGGCCACCAAGCCCAAGACGGCCAGAGUCAUGAGGCCCGCCAGAGGGAAGGGACGAGGAAGAGUGCCAUGCCAAAAAUCAGAACUGGGACCACUCCCUCACUGGGGUUCUGAAAACCCCCCAGCUUCUGGGAGCAGGGGAUCGCCUGGAGAUUCCCAUUCUGGGAAAACUAAAACGGAGUUAUAUCCCAUCUUCCAGGGCAAGUGUAAGCCAGCCAACAGCCAGGAGCAAGAGCACAGUGGUUUGCAGAGUAUUGCAAUGGAUCAGCUAAAAGGAGACGUGGGGUGCUCCCCUCUAGCCAGAGGGCCGUGCAGGGCCCUCCGCCCACUGUCCCGUCCCUCGCAGGGCAGCCCGCGGCUGCCUGGUCUCGGCGACGGCGUGCUCCGCCUGCGCUCGCUGCUCUCCCAGUUCGACGUCAAGGACUUCCACCUUCCCGACGAGGAGUUUGGGCGCCUCAAGCUGGAGAAGCUGACGAUGUCGGCCGCCGCCCGCCCCGCGCCCGUCGCGCCCUGUGCCUCCCCCUACUACACCCGCCGCCUGGCUGCUGAGAGGCGCCGCCUGCCCCUGGACCCACCAGCGGAUCUGUGGGGUCGCUGUACCCCCGGGAACUCCGACCCGGUGGAAUCCCGGGCGCAGACUCCCGGGGUCCCUGCGGGGGGGCCGGGCGACCUCAUGGCACCGAGGGUGGCCCCAGUCCAAGCUGUGCUGGGACUGUCUGGGCGCAGAGUGGCCUGCUCUGUGGACACUGCAUCCAGGCAGACUGUGGAUCUGUUCAGUCUUUCAGAGCGAGGCAGGCCGGUCAGGACGCUCUCCCUGGACUCUGCGGGACAGUCUGUCCAGGCGCUGGCUGCGGUAGAGGGGGAGACGGACGCUCUGAUUGGCUCCACAGCCGCCGCAGGCAGCAUCGCUCUGUGGCUGGGCAGCGAGCAGGGCGCGGGCCAGAGGCCGGCCAGUAACAAGCUUGUAGGGGCCUGA
Molecule: messenger RNA, 1664 nt
Organism: Lepisosteus oculatus (spotted gar)
Lineage: Eukaryota; Metazoa; Chordata; Actinopteri; Semionotiformes; Lepisosteidae
Source: RefSeq, a predicted model, not a curated record